This is a messenger RNA of Culicoides brevitarsis, 1648 nucleotides long. Its product is annotated as protein maelstrom homolog. Gene Ontology annotation, molecular function: sequence-specific DNA binding. NCBI's taxonomy places the organism in Eukaryota, Metazoa, Arthropoda, Insecta, Diptera, Ceratopogonidae. Gene Ontology annotation, biological process: negative regulation of DNA-templated transcription; piRNA processing; spermatogenesis. The coding region runs from base 181 to 1542 and encodes 453 amino acids. The transcript has 2 exons. The record is from RefSeq and is a predicted model, not a curated record. Gene Ontology annotation, cellular component: P granule; nucleus.
UUUGGAAUUGUGAGAUGAAAUUCAAGCAAAAUCGCUAAAAAUCCAAAAAAUAAUCGUUCAUUAAGGUCAAAAAUAGUAAAAUUUCGUUUAGUAUCCGUACUAAAAGCUGAAGAAUUUGAAAUUCAUCAAAAAAUCUCACCAAAAAGGACGAAAUCUGGACAAAAAACGUGAUUUGAAAUCAUGGCACCAAAAAAGAACGCGUACUUUUACUACAUGAUCGAGUUCCAACGCAACCAAAAGGCUCGCGGACAUGAAAUUUCGAUCGCCGAAGCAAGUACAAUGGCCUCAAACUCUUGGAAGAAUUUGACUGACGUUGAAAAGGAAAAGUACAAAAAAAUGGCAAAAGCGGAAAAUGAGAAGACAAUUGGUCCUCCAAAAAGCCAGGCAGCAUGCGUGGCAGCUAGAUCGGUGUACACUGCACAAGGAAUCCCGCUGAGAAUGGUCGAAGCCGAGGAGAAACGCAAGUUGGAAGCCAAAAACGAGGUCAACCAAAUCAUUCGGAAGAUGUUGCUGGACGGAAAACGAGGACUUGGCAUCGAUACCAUCCAAUUUAGCUUCAUCCACAUGAACAUGUUCUUCGAAAAUUUCCCGUGUGAGUUGGCAGUUUCCAAAUUCUCCAUCGAUCGUGGUGUUUUUGGCACGUACCACACUUUGAUCAAGGUCGAUAAGCUUCCCCUGGGUGCCGCUUUCGAAGCAAAAACGCAAUCUGAGAAGGUUCAUGGACUUCCGGUGCCUCCCUCUGCCAUCGGAAACGACGAUCACUACUCGAUCCUUUACGAUUUGCGGACUUUUGUUGGUACGGGUCUCAAAGCGAUGCUCUUUUGUCGCCCCGAAGACAUAGAAAAUGUCAAAAAUGGUCUCGCGUACCUCGACAAAGACUGUGAAUCGUCUUCCGAGAACUUUUUGAUCAUCGAUAUCGUGGAACUUUUCUACCAAAUGCACAAAUUAAUUUUUGCGGGACAACCUCUGGGUGAUGUCACAUACGGCGCUGUGAAAAUUAUCCUCGAUCGUGACCCAUUCGACUCUUUUGUGAAAGGAUGCGAGGAACACGACACCUUAGAUCGGAAUGUUAAUUGCUCCGUAUCGAUCACGAAGCGUUUGGCAUACCAAUUUAUCGAUACAUUUGCAAAAACUUUUGGAACCGUGAAGCAAUCGGGAGUUCAUUACCCUGCAACUUUGCAAAAUUUCAAACCGACAAAGGAAGAAGACACGGACGUUGAAUCGUUGAUGCACGAAUUUCACAUUGGCACGUCGGAUGAGACGUCGUCGUGUUACGAGUCUGAAGCCACGUACGAAUCCAAAAUGACAAAGCAAAAUUUGAAUGAUACAAAUCCCUUUAAGACUCACGAUUGGAGCAAAUUUGGCGCACGUCCGAAACAAACGUCGCAAGAUCGAUACGAGGACGAGAGUGAAUUUGAUUGUGCCAAUACGAGUUUCGCUACUGAUCUUUCCGAUGAUGAGGAUAAUUUGAACAUGUCCUUCCAAGCAGCCAAAUUUAAGAAGUUGUUGCAGGAGGUUCGCGAUGGAACCUGGAAAAAAUGAAUUUUCUUACCUUUUUUAUUGAUUUAUUAUUGAAUUGAAAGUGAAAUUAAACAAGUUUUCUUAAAAGCAAACGAAUUCAAUCCAGCAAAUAUAUUUUUAAAAGGUU